Molecule: messenger RNA, 1326 nt
Organism: Paramecium pentaurelia
Lineage: Eukaryota; Ciliophora; Oligohymenophorea; Peniculida; Parameciidae
Source: the annotation of a GenBank genome assembly
AUGAAUAAGAAUCAAAUUCAAAAUACUAAUACUCGUAAGCCAUCUAAUAGUUAUUUAAAAACAGAGUUCAGUUGUUCAUCACAGACUAAAGAUUUGAGAUAUACAACAGACCCUUCCCCUAAUAGAGGAAAUAAAGAAAAUGUUGUUAAACCAUCUUAUCUUAAAGCAACUCUCCAAAAUCAUUUAAUCAAAUAAGAUAGAAAUAUAACUCCAAAUGUUGCCAAAGGUAGUGUUAUAAGUUUGUUUCUUAAAUAGAAAUAAGAAGAGUAGCAUACUGAAAUAAAAUUGAAUUCUUGCUAAACGCAUAAAAAGAGAUUGAAAUACGAAAUCAAUUAAUAAUCAAUGUGUAGUAGAUGUGCAAUUGAUUAUGCAAUCUAAUUUGGAGUGCCUAUUCGUUAUAAUGAUUUAGAUAGAAAAAUGCUCACAUUUGGUUAAGAUGAAGAACAUGAAGAAUUUCAAUCAUUUACAUAAAAUACAUCAAAAGAACUUUAAUAUAUAUCAAAUAUAUAAACAUAAUCUGAUGGUAUCAUUAAAAAGAAGGAGUUAAAAGAUUUUAUUGUAAAGGUUGGAGAUAUUAUCAGUUAGAAUAUGUAAUUUCUAAAAGUAAUACAACAAUAAUCUCUUACUUUAGAUAAUCCAAAAUAAUAAGUUAAUAAAAUAUUAGAUGAAUUAUAAAUAAUGAGUAAGGCUCUUAUUAAUGAUUUAUUUGAUAAAUAAUAAACUAAAAGUUAAGGUUCUUUAAGUAUUUCUAAUGAUCUUCCUUAAUAGAUUAAUCUAAAUAGCUUUAUAUCAGUUGUUACUUAAUAAAUAAAUGAUCUAUAAAAUAUUAAAAAGGAUAUUAUGGAGAAUGUUGAUAAUAUCAUAACUUAAAUGGAUGUGGCUCCUUUUAAAAUUAUAAUUAAUAAAUAUAGUGAGAAGUUAAAAUCAUUUGAGAUUACUUUAUUUGAGAUUUAAGAAUAAUGUAUAAUAAUAUUUAUAUAAAAUAGAUAAAUAACUCCCCCAAUAAUGUGAAUAAAAUAGUUUUACAAAAAAAAUGAGAGAUUUGAAUUUUAAGAAAAAAUUAUCAAAAUUAUUUAAUGAUUUACUUGAAAAUUCAGUAUAAAAGCCAAACUAAUUAUAAGAUUAAGGUAAUUAAUUUAAUUUUAACAUACUAGUUAAUAAUAAUACAAAAUUUAUUUAAUUGUUAUAAAAAGUUAAUAAUAAUUAGAAUACCAAUACAAUCUUCUAUUCAUCUAUUUUAAAAGUAUUAAAAAUGAUUUAAUAAAGGAUAUAAAUUCUGAUGAAAAACCAAAAUAAAUAAAAACUAGAUAUAAACCUUCUGAGUGA